ACAAACCAUACCUACCACUUACUACUCUGUACAUCUAUUGCUGAACAUACAUUGCACAUUCACCGUCGGAUAAUCGCAUACUGGAUUGCAACAAUGGAGUCGGACUCUGAAUCAUACCAAAAGCCAGGCGGAAAACUCCUUGAGCCCGCCGACCUCUUUUUAUCAGGUCAAUCUGUCCUCGCUGAGGCUGCAACUCCAACCCCGCUUUACCACUUGAACAGUGACAUUACCUCAAUCUCAAACAAAAACUCGUCCGUGACUCUUGAAGGAGUCGAACACGGUGUAUCUGAGCUCGGGAGUGAGAUCGAGAGCGUCACUGCUGGCACGCCGCAAAAGCGACAUCUUUUCUACCUCGCACACCCCGUGAAUGCGCAAUACCGGACCGACAUACCUGCCAUGUAUUACAUCACUUCUGCGGUGCCCGAGAUGGUAGGCAAUAUUCGACUCGAGACUUCCGAGGCGCGGCUUCAAAGGACAUCCUUCAAAGCGAUGUUAAGCCCGAAGAAAACCGCCUCGGAUAAGCCCUUGUUCGACGAGGGCACACCACAAGUCCUAUUGUUUGAUAUCCGCCCAGAUUGGAAGGUCGGUCGCAAUUACUAUAAGUGGAGCGAUUCCAAUGGCAGACAGGUCGCUAUUGAAGAGAAAGAGAAUGACAGAUAUAAAUUAUCAAUUACGAGGAGUAUGCCGCGGGAGAUGAAGGAUGCACUGGUUGCUACAUGGCUGUUACGGCUGUGGCACGAUACGGCUGAGAGUAAACGUGCUAAAAGGCAGUUCCUUGAAAGCAUGACAUCACCAGAAGCGUAUCAAGAAAGCAUGAAGCCGUAUAUCCCGAGGCAGUGCAUAAUCAUGUGA
Messenger RNA from Aspergillus novofumigatus IBT 16806, 852 nucleotides. RefSeq lists its product as uncharacterized. NCBI's taxonomy places the organism in Eukaryota, Fungi, Ascomycota, Eurotiomycetes, Eurotiales, Aspergillaceae. Bases 94 to 852 code for a protein of 252 amino acids. The record is from RefSeq and is a predicted model, not a curated record. The transcript has 2 exons.